AGAUAUAAUUCCAUUAACACUAUGCAGUGCCUAAUCACACUCUUCAAUUCUAUAACCAUUUUAUUUACGUCAUAGUUGUACAAACAUAUGUCCUAAAAUUGAGAAAGAGCAAAAAGCAUUAUUUUUAUGUUAUUUAACUGUUUUAGUUUACAGGCUCUCAAUUCACUUUUUGUAAGAUUUAAGUUUGUAUUUUACGUCUUAUUUAGGCUCUUACAGCUUUCAUAUCUGUGUUAGUCUCAAUAUUUUCCUUAUUAUUAGUAAGAGAACAUAGUUUUUAGCACAUAAUUCUUUUGAUUAUAAAAUUAAUUUCCGCCAAAGGCAAAUCGUGUUUAGUUAAUUUAAUUGUUUAUUCAAGUCUUGUGAAAUAUUUGUAAUUUUUUGAGAUGUGAAUGGAGAUAAUUAUCCAGUUGGAUUGGAAUAUCACAAAAAUUUGUUUCUUAUCUGAGGUCUACAUUUCUUGCUUUAAUCUCUGAAUGUACUAAUCUUACUUACCCACAUGGAUUGAUAAUAUUGUUAAUAGUAAAAUAAAACAUAUGUUUUAACUGGAAAUGUCAAAAUGUUAUAUUUACUCUAUUAAUCUACAAUUAUACAAAGUAUUGUGUCAAUAAUUGUUAAGUUUAAAGUAUUACCAGAAGUAUUAUAAAUUAUUAAGGUGUACAAAUUUAAAAUAUUCGAUACAUAACACUCUUUUUGAGUGGUUUAUUAAAUACAGCACACCAUUUAUUUGUAUUGUGCCCAUCUUCAAAUUACAUUGGUAAAGGUUUUGUAUCUCUAAGGGAAUAAAAAGGUAAAACAGAAUGACGGCAAUAGCAGCAGCGGAAAAGAAAAAGAAAAAGGAUGAAAUGUAUUAUAGGUUUAACACUAGCAGAGGUAUGGGUUACAUGAAGAGUCGAAGAAGGAACUAUGGUGAAGCUGCGGCAUUGUUCUCAACCGCCAUUGAAAAUGCGGAGCCAGGCUUCGAGGUACCUUUGAUCAUUGCACGCAGCAAGGCCUACAGUAAGCUGGUAGACCACGCGGCGGCACGAAAAGACGCGCUGGACAUCGUGGAGAAACACCCGGACGAGAUCCGAGGACUUGAAAAUGACGCUUUUACCUUGUAUGAAAAAGACGACUUUGAGGAUUCUCUAGUCCAGAAUUACUGUGGGCUACGCAGACGCAAGAAGCCUGACUACUUUUACAAAGGGAUUCUUGUGGGUAAAGAGACAAUAGAGGACUGUAUAGGGCGCAACGCAGGGCCCUGCAUGGAUCAGGAUAGAUUAGGGCGCACCAUUGUGGACAUGCACGUCAAGCCCAAACAUCAUCAAAGCAAUCUUGAUGACUUGGCGGUGGCCAAGGAGAAGUAUGAGAAGAAGCGAAUGGAUCAGUUUUUAGCGCAGAAAUAUCUUGGUAGACUUGCAGCGGACAAGAAGUUCCUCAUGGAUUUCCUGGAACAAUCUGAUCUUAAAUCGGGUAACAAGGAACAUAAUCAGCAGCUCGAGGACUUAUUGACUCAUAUGAUUGAAGUAAUCAACAGACAGCAGGAAACAUUGAUGACCCAGCGACCCAUGUACAUGUUGAAACACCACGAACCAAAGUUCUCCGAGAAGUACAAAAUUAAAAAGCGCAAUGUAGAUAACAGCUGGAGAGGAGGUGUAAUGAAUGUGAUUGAAAAACUACUAGGUGAUGCCAAUGCACUGGAGCGUGAUUGGAAGAUAGAAGCAUGUCUUAACGUGUGCGAUAGACUUAGGAGGUUUGUGGAGUGCCAGCCGAGCAGCCUUCUCUCAGACCGAGCCAGGGAGCAAGUGUUGGACAGACUGUACGAUGUGAUCGGACGUCUCUUUAUGGACACCAAGUGUUUCAUACCGUCUUGGUCAGAAGUUGACAACGAGCAGCGGAUAGAAUUUAUCCUGCGUUCUCGCAUUGAUGACCCUCGCUUCAUCGACAGGGUGUACACCACGUACCUCCCACGGAUAUGGAACGUCAAAGAGAUGAAGAAAGACCUAGAAUCCCGACUGGCAGUUUCUAUACACAGGGUGGAGCGAAUGUAUCUGUGUCAUGAGUUAACCCGUUGUCUGUUCGAGGAAGGAGCCACUGAGAAGGCGUACAAGAUGGUGUCUGGUGUCUACAAGAUUGCACAGGAGUCCAGAAACCUCCUGUGGAGUUUCAACUUAGGAUUUCUGAUAGCAGUAUCAGUUCUGCUUGAGGGUAGCGUGGAGGAUGCCAAGAUGACCUUGACUGAGGUCAUGAUCGUAGCCCGCAAACUAGAGCGGGACGAUUGUGCUUCGUUCGUACAAAGGGCAAUAAAAUUAUCAAUGGAACCCCAACGCCUGAACUACGAAUCUGAGGAUCCGGCGACACAACGAGAAAAAGACAUAAUGAAAUUGAUGCCUACACUUGAGCUGAAGGCACGGACAAACACGGUUAUGCAGAAGAUAUUAAGCGCACCUCGCCAGGCCAAGCUACAGCUGCAGCCAAGCACCCAGAUGAAGGGGAUAGGGGGGAGCGGGUCGCGGUGGUCUAUGAAGGCAACGAAGCGAGCCAAGCGGCGGACCCUGUAUGAAGUGAUGACACAUAAGAAUCAGACCCAGAAGUGGAUGGUGACUGACGCUAACAUUCCAUCUUCUAUGGACUGAACAUUUGUUCUCUUACUGAUGGCUAAUUUAGAAUAAUAAAUUAAAUUUGUUUCUUAAUAAAGAAAGAUCAUUUAUUAUUGCCAUA
Homalodisca vitripennis (glassy-winged sharpshooter) is the source of this 2697-nucleotide messenger RNA. RefSeq names its product outer dynein arm-docking complex subunit 4-like. Gene Ontology annotation, molecular function: protein binding. The record is from RefSeq and is a predicted model, not a curated record. The coding region runs from base 798 to 2612 and encodes 604 amino acids. Lineage: Eukaryota; Metazoa; Arthropoda; Insecta; Hemiptera; Cicadellidae. The transcript has 8 exons.